This is a messenger RNA of Orbicella faveolata, 3634 nucleotides long. RefSeq lists its product as uncharacterized. Lineage: Eukaryota; Metazoa; Cnidaria; Anthozoa; Scleractinia; Merulinidae. Gene Ontology annotation, molecular function: ATP binding; protein kinase activity. Gene Ontology annotation, biological process: necroptotic signaling pathway; protein phosphorylation. The record is from RefSeq and is a predicted model, not a curated record.
UCCAACGCGCGCUCGUGGAAUAAUUGUGAAUUAAACUCAGUCCUCCGGAGCAGGUUUCAGUUAGCCAAUUCCUGCCUCUUUAUGAUAUGAAGUAUAAUUUUUUGUUAUUUCAUCCACAGGCUGAGGUUCUCACUGGGACCUUGCAUGAACUUUUUCAAGUUAAAUCUCAACUCAAGCAACAGGGUCUUUUAACUUCAAAUGAAGAAAACCCUCAGGCAGAAUUAAGGAAUUGUCACGAACAGUGGCGCUUUGAAGAGUUGCAACAGGCAAACUUGCAUGGGCAGCUAGGGGAGAAAAACCAAGAGGAAGAAAACUCACAAAUACCAUUCAGGGAGAUGGAACAACAUGUGACAAGAAUGGAACAACAACUGAGAGAACAAGAAAGACUAUCAAGCGAAAGGGAACAACAAUUGACAACUUUGCAAGGAAGAUUGCGAGAAAAAGAGUUACAAGAGGUCAUCUUGCGUGAGCAGCUGAGAGAAAAAUACCAACAAGAAGAGAACUCACAAACACGAUUGAGGGAGAUGGAACAGCAUGUGACAAGAAUGGAACAACAACUGAGAGAGAAAGAGCAUCAAUUAGAAAACUCAGAAAGAUUAUCGAGGGAAAAGGAGCAGCACUUGGCAAAUCUUCAAAGACGGUUGCUGGAAAGAGAGUCGCAAGCGGUCAGCCUACAACAACAAAUGACAGAACAAUCAAGCCGGGUCAUAGAACAGCAGAGAAUGGAACAACGACUGGGAGAGAAACACACUGCAUUAGAGAGGCUAUUUGAGGAAAAAGCGUUGCAAAACAUCAACCUGUGUAAACAGCUGAGGGAUGAACGCCGACGACAAGAAAACUCAGAAAGACAUUUGAGGGAGUUGGAACAGCAGCUAAGAGAAAAAGACGAACACGAAGGGAAUUUACAGAGUCGACUAAGAGAAAUGGAACAACAGUGGAGAGGGAAAGACGAACAAAAGGAGAAUUUACAGGGACAACUAAGAGAGAUGGAACAACAGUUGGAAAACUUACAAAGACAAUAUAAUGAUAAAGAAGGCGAAAAGGUUCACCUAGUGGAACAAGUUACAACACUAGAGGGACAGUUGAGAACAAAAGAACAGGAAGUGAAUGAAUUGGAGAUAAGUCUGUCAACAGCUCAGCAAGCACUAAGUGAUCAUCAACGCCAACAAUCCACACCUGAUUGGGUCAUUUCCCGUGAUCAAAUCCAACUGACAGAUACCAUCCUCGGUAUUGGAGGCUGGGGAAGUGUUGUCGAGGGCAAGUACUGUGGCUGUGCAGUAGCUGUAAAACAAAUCCAUGAUUUGAUUCUUUCUCCACACAACCGUAAUCUGUUUGAACGAGAAAUGGACAUUGCUUCAAGAUGCCGCCAUCCUUGUUUGCUUCAAUUCAUUGGAGCCACUCAUCACGAGGGAAGUCCUUUGUUUGUAACAGAGCUUAUGGAGUCAAGUCUACGAGCAUUGUUAGAGCAGAGACCACUCACUGCGACAGAAUUGUCAAUUUUAUCUCUUGAUAUAUCUCAAGCGUUAAGCUACCUUCACCAAAAGAAACCUUCUCCGAUUAUUCAUCGUGACAUCAGCAGUGCUAAUGUGUUACUAUGGCGACAGGGUGACCAAUGGCGAGGCAAAGUGUCAGAUUAUGGUACUGCCAACUUUAUGCAACAUACCAUGACAGUUGGCCCUGGAGCUACGAUUUACAUGGCUCCUGAAGCACGCACUUCAUAUCAAACAGUCAAGGUUGACGUGUACAGUUUCGGCGUUCUGCUCUGUGAAAUGUGCAUCCAGGAAUUACCAGAUCCUGAAAGGCGUGGUCAGCAAAUUGCGAUGGUCACAAACCGUCAGCUUCGUGCCCUUAUACGGAGAUGUGUACAACAAGAACCUGCGGCGAGACCAAAUAUGGAAGAGAUUAUUGAAGAACUUGAAGAACCAGUUCAAUAGCGUAUGAUAUAGCUACAUUAGAAUUCUCGAUCUACAUUAAAGUUAAAUUAUCUUUCCAAUAUGUAUUUCGGGACCAGUUGUCAUCAGAAAUGGAAUAACUAAGGGCUAGAUUUCAGAUUUUUCAGAUUUCUUUUCUAUUAUUUUAAACAAUCAGUCAAUCAGUUAAUAAAUAUUACAUGAUAAUGGCUGAUUGCUAAAGCGGCCUGAAUAGAAUUGAUUUCCAUUUGAGUGAAACAGUGACGGUUUCUAACUGUAAUUGCAGACAAUUAUAGACAAUUGGAUUAAAUCCUUUUUUAAACCCUGGAAGGAUUUCAUUAUUUCGAACCCAUGCUUAAGAAAACUGUCAUUUUGUUUUCUUUUUGUCUCUCACGGAGAACGAAGAUUGAGAUAAUUAUCCCAACAUAGCUCUUCGAAGGAUACCGGGUAGCAUUUUUAUAUGUAUGAAAACCUAAAGUGUAAGAUGGUUUUCGCACGAAAAUGCAUCUGGGCUUUUUAUCAUCUAUUUACCCAAACAAAUAGGUAAUUCUAGGUAGGUGUAAAGCUGGGUAGGGCUGCUUAUAGAAAUGAACCGAGGGAAUUGUUUUUGUACUGAGACCUUUAAAUGAAGAAAUAAGUUACUUUCACAUAAAUUUCAAUUUUAGUCCGAAUAGCUGUUAAUAGAGAAAAAGAUGGUGCAAAAAGUGAGUAAUCUCUCAUCAUUUAAUUUUAUGAGGAUUCGUAAGCAAUUUACUGAAAUAUAUUUUCCGUGAUGUCAGUUAUACUCUGAUUGGCUGAUUAAUAACACUAUAUUAGUACUUAUAAAGUAAGAAUACCUUAUAUUGUUUCAUGAGCUUUUGAAGAAUGCAUAGCAGGCAGUGUAGCUCGUUUAAGGUGAACUUUUGUUAAUCCGUGAAUACCGCCAGGGAGUCUUGAAAGAUUUUCUGUUGACUGCUUAGUAAGCGAUCAUCUUCUGCCUUUCAAGUUGUUUCAUUUUUAUACAAAUUUUGCCUCUUUGGAGGAUUUCUACAGCAUUAAGAUAAUGGUCUUUGUUUCAAGAUUUCUGAGAAUCCCCCACCCAACAUUACAACACUAUUAAGCACUAUUUUCUGGGUCUGGGUUUCUUUUCUUGUGCUUUCACUUUUUUAUAAAAAUAACUUUAUGUUUCGACUCCAAAGAAGACACACCGCUAAUGGCUCUAAUUAAUAUUCUCAGCUCAUUACAUGACGGUAGCGAGCUCAGUUUGAUGAAUGGAGACAACAACCCUGCUGCGAUUAAUUUGCCUCGAUUGUGGCUUUUACUCUUGCGUAACGAAAAACUUAUCCUGUCACUACAUGAAGUGAUGACAGCAAUAACCACCUACGAGCAGCGACGUUUACACUAGGGCGGCUAGGAGUAAAGAGAGGACCUCUCUUUGGCGACACACCUUUACAUAGGAAUCUGAUAUAGCCCAUAAAGCCAAUUGUUCUCCGCCAAACAGAUAUCCUUAACAAUUACCCUUUCUCGUCUUACAUAAACCUAAUUAUGCAUGCCGCAUAAUUGGUGGCUUUUAAAUAGCUAAUAGAGGAAAACUCGAAAACCUUACGGUCCUUUUAGCUAAGCUAAGCUCCUUUUUUUAAAUAAUUACUUUCUUUUUAUCUUCUUAAUCAACUUCUAAUGUACUAAAUAUCUUCCAUGUAAACGUUUUUCCAAGUCAAUAAAGAUUAUUGUUAUUGUUAUUGUUA